AUGUCGGAGGAUUUGACCAAGAAGACCGAAGAAUUGUCUCUCGAGAACGAAAAGACUGUCUUGAGCAGCAAGGAGGAAUUCACCGCCAAGCAUCCCUUAAACUCCAAAUGGACCUUGUGGUACACAAAGCCCAUGACCAACAGGUCCGAGACUUGGCAGGAUUUGUUGAAGCCAGUGAUCACUUUCAGUUCCGUCGAGGAAUUCUGGGGCAUUCACAAUUCCAUUCCAACCGCCUCGCAGUUGCCCUUGAAGUCCGACUACCACUUGUUCAAAGAAGGUAUCAAGCCAGAGUGGGAAGAUGAGGCCAACGCCAAAGGUGGCAGAUGGCAAUACUCUUUCAACAAUAGACGCGACGCUCUUCAGGUCAUCAACGACUUGUGGUUGCGUGGUCUUUUGGCUGUCAUUGGUGAGACCAUCGAGGAUGACGAGAACGAGGUGAAUGGUAUUGUCUUGAAUGUUAGAAAACAGGCUUUCCGUGUGGGUAUCUGGACCAGAGAUUGUGAUGAGUCGAGAUUGGUCACCAUCGGCGAGAGAUUUAAGAGAGUUUUGAGAUUGCCUGACGACCAGAAGGUAGAGUUUAUGUCUCACGACACCUUCAACGCCAAGGGCGACCCCCAAAUUUCCAUUUAA
Messenger RNA from Candidozyma auris, 630 nucleotides. RefSeq names its product translation initiation factor eIF4E (gene EIF4E). The record is from RefSeq and is a predicted model, not a curated record. Gene Ontology annotation, biological process: translational initiation. Bases 1 to 630 code for a protein of 209 amino acids. Gene Ontology annotation, molecular function: RNA 7-methylguanosine cap binding; translation initiation factor activity. Gene Ontology annotation, cellular component: cytoplasm; eukaryotic translation initiation factor 4F complex. Lineage: Eukaryota; Fungi; Ascomycota; Pichiomycetes; Serinales; Metschnikowiaceae. The transcript has a single exon.